CCUACGGCUAUCACCACGGGUGGGGACAGGCGGUGCGGUGCCAUGCCAUCCAGGAUGGGCCACUGGUAUAGGUUGCAGUUCAUUAUUGCUUUCUCUUCCUUGCCCGUUGCUGUGGCUGUCCUAUUCGCCGUUGGCCGUUUGCGCCGCUGGCUACUGGCCGUCCGCUUGCCAUCCUUCUUCUUCUCCUCCACCAUCAGUUCUUCUCCACGCUGUCGUUGCUGGUUGCUUUGCUUCCUGCAAUUCGGGCCUGAAGCCCCCAGCCAACGUUAUCAGUCCAAGCGGGCAGUGGGUCGAAUCGACCGUGGUUUUGUAAUUUCCCACGCGAUGCAGCUCCUCUUUUCCAACUCGUUUGGUAUUCCGAUCUGUGACGGAGAAGAAAGCCCGCUCAUUAUUACCACUCAGGAUCAGGAAAAAUAUGUGCUCAGCAACUUUAUGUAGUCGUCCGCACGGAACACCAUGGAUCCCGGCUGUAGACUAAAAGGGGAGACUGGUGAGAGGGACACACAAAAAAAAGGGACCCAUUCGGUUUCCCGCAAAGCUACGGGAGUCAGCCAACCCCAGGCGACCAGCAAACGCAUUGGCCCCCGGAAGCGACCUCUUGGCGGCACUAUGGCCCGUGGUUUCUGCAACAUGACGGGGCCCGGC
Messenger RNA from Neurospora tetraspora, 645 nucleotides. RefSeq lists its product as uncharacterized. Bases 43 to 438 code for a protein of 131 amino acids. The transcript has a single exon. NCBI's taxonomy places the organism in Eukaryota, Fungi, Ascomycota, Sordariomycetes, Sordariales, Sordariaceae. The record is from RefSeq and is a predicted model, not a curated record.